Alnus glutinosa is the source of this 2809-nucleotide messenger RNA. Its product is annotated as glutamate receptor 2.8-like. Gene Ontology annotation, molecular function: signaling receptor activity; ligand-gated monoatomic ion channel activity. The coding region runs from base 49 to 2727 and encodes 892 amino acids. Gene Ontology annotation, cellular component: plasma membrane. Lineage: Eukaryota; Viridiplantae; Streptophyta; Magnoliopsida; Fagales; Betulaceae. The record is from RefSeq and is a predicted model, not a curated record. The transcript has 6 exons.
CAUCGAUUAAACAACCUUGUCCUCUAGCAAGCUUUAGCUAGCUUAACAAUGGCAAACCAGAAACGGCUCCUCUCCUUUCUGAUCUUGCUCACCCUCAGGAUGGCCAUGGCAAAGGAUGUCAUAUCAGUGGGCGUCGUUCUUGAUUUGAACUCUCCGGUGGGAAGAAUGGCAGAGCGUUGUAUGUCCAUGGCGCUCUCAGAUUUUUAUCAAGAGAAUCAUAACUAUAAUACACGACUCGAUCUUUUGAGGAGGGAUUCUGGGGAUGAUGUCGUUUCUGCAGCAUCUGCAGCACUGGAUUUAAUCAAGAAUGAAGAAGUUCAGGCCAUCAUGGGACCUCAAACGUCAGCACAAGCAAAGUUUGUCAUUCAACUCGGCGAAAAAGCUCAGAUUCCCAUCAUUUCCUUCUCAGCCACAAGCCCCUCUCUUUCUCCAGCCCAAAACCCGUUUUUCAUUCGCACAGCACAAGAUGACUCGGCACAGGUGACAGCCAUAUCAGCAAUUGUAGAGGCUUAUGGUUGGCGGGAAAUUAUACCGAUUUAUGCAGACACAGAUUACGGAAAUGGUUUAAUUCCAUAUUUGCUUGACGCUUUCCAAAAGAUUGACGUUCGCGUGCCGUACAGAAGUGUCAUUCCUCCAUCUUCUAACAAUACGCAAAUCAGUACGGAGCUUAACAAGUUAAAGGAACAAUAUCAUACAAGGAUAUUCAUUGUACACAUGGCUGCUUCACUUGGCUCCAAGCUCUUUGUACUUGCAAACAAGGCAGGAAUGAUGAAGGAAGGGUAUGCAUGGAUCUUCACGGCAGGGUUAUCAGCUUUGCUAGAUCCAAUGCCCUCAAAGGUCAUGUACUCAAUGGAAGGUGUAUUGGGACUACGGCCACACAUAACCACGUCAAAAAAACUAGAAGAUUUCAAAAGAAGAUUGAAAAGAAAUUUAACCUCAAGCAAACCAAUCAGUGAGCGUAAUGGAGUAAACCUGUUUGGAUUAUGGGCAUAUGAUACAAUUUGGGCUUUGGCUAUGGCAGUGGAGAAGGCUGGCAUUGUCCAUUCUAGGUUCUUUAAGCAAAAUUCUUCCCAAAGUAACGUUGAUCUUGCAGCUUUAGGCAUUUCUGAAACGGGUCGAACGCUUCGUAAUACAAUUCGAGCUACAAAAUUUCAAGGCCUUAGCGGGAAUUUUCAUUUGGCUAAAGGGCAGUUGGAACCUUCAGCCUUUGAAAUAAUCAAUAUCGUAGGAAAAAGCGAGAGAAUUAUUGGGUUCUGGACACGAAAGAGAGGGCUUUCACAAGCAUUGGUGGAUAGUACUGGUGAAGUAGCAGGCUCAAUUUCAAAGGACAAAUUACUUAAGCAGCCUAUCUGGCCAGGAGACACGACAGACCAACCGACAAAGUUGAGGAUUGGGGUUCCAAUAAGACAAGGUUUUGUUGAAUUUCUGAAAGUGGAUUGGCUGAAUCCUCUUACUAAUAAGCCUAGCAUAUCAGGGUUCUCCCAUGACGUGUUCCUUGCUGUGCUGGAUGCAUUACCAUUCCCCCUUCCUUAUGAGUUUAUUCCCUUCAUGAAUGAGAAUAGGACGAGUAAUGGGAGCUACGAUGAGCUUCUUUACCAAAUUAAACUUCAGAAGUAUGAUGCGGUCAUUGGAGACACAACAAUUGUGGCUAAUCGCUCCACAUAUGUUGAUUUUACUUUGCCUUAUUCAGAAUCAGGCGUAUCAAUGGUGGUUUUAGUGAAAGAUAAUGAGAGGAACAACUUUUGGAUUUUCUUAAAGCCAUUAAGCUUGGAUUUGUGGUUAGCAACCUUUGCAACAUUCAUCUCUACAGGUUUAGUGAUAUGGGUUCUUGAACACCGUAUAAACAGUGAUUUUAGAGGCCCCCCAGAGCAACAACUCGGCACCAUAUUCUGGUUCUCCUUCUCAACACUAGUCUUUGCUCACAGGGAGAAAGUGGUAAACAAUUGGUCAAAGUUUGUGAUGAUCAUAUGGAUUUUCGUGGUACUCAUCCUGACACAAAGUUAUACAGCAAGCUUAACCUCAAUGUUAACAGUACAGAGAUUGCAGCCGGCAUUUAUUGAUGUAAAAGAGAUAAAAAAUAAUGGGUAUUUUGUUGGAUAUCAAAAGGAUUCCUUUGUUAAAGGGCUUCUAACAAAACAGUUGAAUUUCGAUGAGACCAAGUUGAAGGCAUAUCAUACUCCUGAGGAGUAUAAUGAAGCACUGUCAAAUGGAAGCCACAACGGAGGGGUUGCAGCGAUUUUUGAUGAAAUCCCUUAUAUUAAACUCUUUCUUGCAAAGUACUGCUCUAAGUACACAAUGGUUGGACCAACCUACAAAACGGAUGGAUUUGGCUUUGCCUUCCCACAAGGAUCUCCUUUACUUCCUUACAUUUCUAGGGCAAUCUUGAAUGUCACAGAAGAUAAAGACAAGUUUGGACGGAUUGAGGAGAAGUACUUUUCGAGUACUACUUGUGAAGAUCAAAGUGCAACAAUCUCUUCACAAAGCUCUAGUCUUGAUUUGUACAGCUUUGGGGGCCUAUUCAUCAUCACAGUAGUCGCUUCCACGUCCUCACUCUUGGUUUAUUUGUUUAAGUUCCUUCACUUACAUUGGCCUGCUUUGAACGCCAGCAAUACUGAUGAUAGCUCCUUUUGGUCUAAAUUGCUUGAAAUGGCAAAACAUUUUGACAGGCCACAAAGAUCCCCCUUAGCAAGUCCUGGUAUUCAUCCCUCUAUAAAUAUCACUCAUUGAAAUGCAAUUUAAUAUACUUCAAUAUUCAAUAUAUUGUAGCUCUAACGGCUGACCUUUUCUAUUUUAGAUGGAAAUGAAUAGA